Molecule: messenger RNA, 509 nt
Organism: Coturnix japonica (Japanese quail)
Lineage: Eukaryota; Metazoa; Chordata; Aves; Galliformes; Phasianidae
Gene: MRPL54
Product: mitochondrial ribosomal protein L54
Cellular component (GO): mitochondrial large ribosomal subunit
Molecular function (GO): structural constituent of ribosome
Source: RefSeq, a predicted model, not a curated record
GUUGUGUCCCGUUGUCCCGUUACCCGCCAUGGCGGCGCGGCUGCUCCGUGCUCUGAGCGCUGUGAGCGCCGUGCGGGGCGGCGCCAACCGCGGAUACGCCAAGAAAGUGGGUGUGAAGCCGAAAGGUAAGAGCGCCCCGAAGGAGCCGCCCAAGGGCCCGGAGCUCGUCACGGACCCCGCCACGUUGGCCAACUUCGCCGUGGGGGUGAAUUACCUGCAGGACGCGCCCAUGGUGCCGCUCAGACCCGACGCGGAGUAUCCCGAGUGGCUGUUCCAGAUGCACCUGGGACCCCCCAAGAAGCUGCAGGAGCUGGACCCCGACUCACUGCAGUACUGGAGGCGCCUGCGGAAACACAACUCGUGGCAGCGCAACAAGCUGAAGAAGAGCAGGAGGUUGUGAGGGGCUGCGGGAUGGGGGUGGCAGCUCCCACCGCCGGCCCCAUCUGCUCAAUACGGACUGACAAUAAAGAUCAGCUGAGGCCGCUCAUGGCAGCUGUGUGUCACCAGGU